AUGAUUAUUGAAAACUGCGACCAGUUGCCAGACCUCGACGGCCGCCAAGAUUUUAAGGAGGAUGUUAACGAAGAUGAUAGUGAUAUUGAUACCUUCGAUCAAACACCUCGUGAAUCAGAGCGAACAACAGAAAUAGCGGGUGAAAAUCAGCGUAGGCUUGACAUUUAUUACGUUUUACUUGCCCUUGCUGUUUUAUUGUUUUCCACUAUAUUCUGGAAGUUAAUAACUAAAGGUACCAAAACUCCUUCCACCGAAAACUUUUGCGGUAAUGUCGUUCAUAAACAUGAAGUAGACGGUGAGACUUAUGUGUUUUCUAUUUAUGAAUAUGUAAAUGCAGGAUAUAGCUGUGAUAACAAUGGCAGCGAAAACCGUAUAAAAUACCCAGACCUAGCUAAAUCCAUAAUAGAGAUAAAGAAUAAGACCGGCGGUCAUAUUAGUAUGCUUCAAUUAGGAAGCACAGUAGGAUACACAAGAGUCUUAGUAUCGCGAUAUACGGAAGUUCUUUUCAAUGGCAUAUUAUGGCGGAUUGUUGACGGUUAA
Molecule: messenger RNA, 540 nt
Organism: Saccharomyces paradoxus
Lineage: Eukaryota; Fungi; Ascomycota; Saccharomycetes; Saccharomycetales; Saccharomycetaceae
Exons: 1
Coding region: 1-540 (179 amino acids)
Source: RefSeq, a predicted model, not a curated record